This is a messenger RNA of Rhizoctonia solani, 615 nucleotides long. RefSeq lists its product as uncharacterized. The transcript has 4 exons. The record is from RefSeq and is a predicted model, not a curated record. Lineage: Eukaryota; Fungi; Basidiomycota; Agaricomycetes; Cantharellales; Ceratobasidiaceae. The coding region runs from base 1 to 615 and encodes 204 amino acids.
AUGCUGGACAUUAUCCCCACUCGCGACUGCCACUUUGACCCCAAUUUCUCACGUCCCUAUCCAUCCUCGAUACAUUUAUUUUGUCAAGUGUUGACCAAGGUUCUCGUUGCCACAAUCACAUUUUCAUCUAUCUAUCCAACGUCCAGAAAGCUCGUCUCGAGUUCAGCUCGGCGUCUGGUUUUGGUGUCUGGAAACAUCUUAUGUCUCAGAGCUUUAGGAGUUCACUCAACUGGUACACGCCUAUUUGGCUCUGGAGCUGUGGGCGCAGAUCGUGUCAAUCAAGGUGCAAAUGAGGGUGGUGAUCCGCCGCCACAGAUCAUCUUGGACGCCUUGCAAGAUAUUAAUAAUGAUGUAAUCCAUGAUCAGCCAGAGCAAGCGCAAGCGCCCGUGGCGAAUGAUAAUAACAGAGAGACGGGUGCUUGGCUUUACUCGCUGGUUCUUCCCCUUGCUACGCUGAUCGCCAUUGGGACGAAUAAUGCAGGUGCUCUGAGUGGUGGAAGGAUUAGUGGGGACAACUCCGAGGAACCCUCCAUCGAUUUCGAUGAACCUGAAACCGCGAAUCCAGCGAUCGGUGAUGAUGUCGCUCUCAGGACUACGAUCGCUACUCAAGUCUAA